Messenger RNA from Parastagonospora nodorum SN15, 735 nucleotides. RefSeq lists its product as hypothetical. Gene Ontology annotation, biological process: sterol biosynthetic process. The coding region runs from base 1 to 735 and encodes 244 amino acids. Gene Ontology annotation, molecular function: cholestenol delta-isomerase activity; C-8 sterol isomerase activity; steroid Delta-isomerase activity. Gene Ontology annotation, cellular component: membrane; endoplasmic reticulum. The transcript has 2 exons. Lineage: Eukaryota; Fungi; Ascomycota; Dothideomycetes; Pleosporales; Phaeosphaeriaceae. The record is from RefSeq and is a predicted model, not a curated record.
AUGGCCGCCGGUAACUUCACGCUCCUCCCGGGGCAGUACCACCCUUACUACCCCGUCGAGGCCCAGAUCGCGGGCUACCUCGCCAACAAAUGGAACACAUUUGAGCUGGUCAGCAUGUUUGCUGCUGGAUGCGCUGCCAUCUUCGCCGUUACGUUUGUCCUUGUCAAGAGGAUACGACCAACGCUCAGCAACGGUGACCUCUCAGCCAUCAUGUGGUUCGUGCUGUGUGGAUGCAUUCACUCCUUUUUCGAGGGAUACUUCGCCGUCAACUUCAGGACCAUGGGAAGCAUGCAGGAUCUGUUUGGCCAGCUGUGGAAGGAAUACAGUCUGAGCGACUCGAGGUACCUGACGCAGGACGCCUUUGUGCUGUGUAUGGAGACUGUCACUGCUGCCUUCUGGGGUCCCCUCUCUUUCGUCUGCGCCGGCCUCAUCGCCUACGACCACCCCCUCCGCUACCCCCUCCAGCUCAUUGUCUCGCUCGGCCAGUUCUACGGCGACAUCCUCUACUACGCCACCUCCAUGUUCGACCACUACAUCCUCAACGUCUCAUACUCGCGCCCCGAAGCUUCCUACUACUGGGGCUACUUCGUCCUCAUGAACUUCUUCUGGAUUGUCAUUCCUGGCUUCUUGAUGUACCAAAGCGUAACCGCAACCGUGAGCGCAUUCAGCGCCGUCAACGAUGCGGCCAAGCUUAUGGCCAAGUCCGGCCGCAUGAACGGCAAGAAGGUCAACUAA